This is a messenger RNA of Vicia faba (fava bean), 738 nucleotides long. The record is from the annotation of a GenBank genome assembly. Lineage: Eukaryota; Viridiplantae; Streptophyta; Magnoliopsida; Fabales; Fabaceae.
AUGCCUCAACUGGAUAAAUUCACUUAUUUGGUCAUGUCAGAAUUUGCACCUAUUUGUCUCUCAUUCGUGAUCAGUCUGCUAGUUUCUUUGAUCUUACUCGGUCUGAUUUUUGUUAAUCCAACACGAAAGUUGCCCCCAGGCGAGGUUUUUCCUAUGGCUCUCGGUCUUUUAUCUUGCUUUGGCACUCCUCUUGCCUUUAGUGCCGACACCGUACCUUCCCCUUCGGAUUUGUUUACGUAUACUUCCGACAUGCUAGAAGACUCGGCGAGUUCCGGGCGUAGUAGUAGUACCUCAGCGGUCAAUCAACCGCUUCCGGGGGAACAAGCUAUGCCUCCCGCUCUUCCUGUUAUGCAGGAAGCUGCUCUGCCCUACCCCUAUCAAAAUAAUGAGAUUAUAGGGGGGGACAGUGUUGAAUCCAUCCAACGGAGGCUUUUGGGGAGAUUCCCCUCUCCUUCUGCCCAUGAGAUUCAAAUGGCCCGGAUUGAAGCCGAAGACCUAUUCGAGGUCAAGGUCGAUAUCUGUCAGGUCAUGGCGGGCCUUCACCCAAGCGGGGAUUGGAUGGGACGGGGGGCUAGAGCUCUGGAUAAUCUUCGUACCGCCACAGGGGAGGAGUCCUUAAGUAAGCUCCUUCGAAUGCGUGAGGACCUGGAGACUGCAGGUUUGCAGUCCGCAACCUUCCGGCAAUUGGCCGACAGAGUGCCAUUCCGGGCGGAUGCGGAUCAACACUCAGCCACCUAG